This is a messenger RNA of Aureobasidium pullulans EXF-150, 1131 nucleotides long. RefSeq lists its product as uncharacterized. The coding region runs from base 1 to 1131 and encodes 376 amino acids. The record is from RefSeq and is a predicted model, not a curated record. The transcript is spliced from 3 exons. Gene Ontology annotation, biological process: regulation of transcription by RNA polymerase II. NCBI's taxonomy places the organism in Eukaryota, Fungi, Ascomycota, Dothideomycetes, Dothideales, Saccotheciaceae. Gene Ontology annotation, molecular function: DNA-binding transcription activator activity, RNA polymerase II-specific; zinc ion binding.
AUGCCACCAACUCGAAAAGCCCAUCACAAGUCAAGAGGAGGAUGCGUACAAUGCAAGAAAAGACAUGUCAAGUGCGACGAAGUACGGCCAAAUUGUGGAAACUGCGUAAAACGAGAAGCAACUUGCAGCUUCUCCUCGAACGAACAAAGUCCUUCGACUGGUCAUGAAGAGCCAAAGUCGCCAAUUGCCUCCGAAACUCGACAGUCUAUACUUUCUCGAGUCGAAGAACUGGAAUUGAUACAUUUCUUCAUGACAACUACCAUCAAAACUCUCUGUCAUGAUCCUAAGGAUUGGCACAUGUGGGAAGUUGGACUUCCCCAACUAGCUUUCCAGAACGAUUACCUUCUCGAUGCCGUAUUUGCGAUGACCUGCCUCCAUCGCGGCUCUCUUCACCCUCUCAACAAGAGUUACUGGCUUAGAUCUGCCGUCCAAUAUCAGAGUCGAGCACUCCCGAUGUUCUACAAAGUUUUGGACAACGUCAACGAGGGAACUUGCCAUGCUGCAUUCGCCUUCUCUCUACUGACUUCUAUGGUCGAGAUCGCAAUGCCUCAAACCGACUACGACCCCAUCGAACAUCUCGUGGGACUUCGUAGCUACUUCAGAGGGUCAGCUACACUUUGGUUGACCAUGGUAGACCAUCUAAGAUACGGCCCCAUGGAUCCGUUCUUCAAGCCAAAAACAAUCGUGUGGGAAUACGACCCGGAUAUCCGAAAAUCAUUCCACGACAGGCUGACCGAUCUAUACGACAUUGUCGCCGGGAGCCCGGAUGUAAAGAUUUACAACGAAACCAUCGAUCUGUUGAUCAGACUGUUCCAUGAUUCGCCCUACAGCAUCAUGGUCUUCUCAUUAUUCGUCGGACCGGACUUCUUCCAUCUCGUUUGUCAGCGUGAGCCUCUAGCUGUACUGAUCUACGUUUAUGUGGGCGUGUUGUUUCAUAACGUCAACAUCUGGUGGGGAGAAGGAGUAGGCGAACGCAUCGUGAAUGGGCUGUCACUUCCAGCAGAGCUGCUCGAAAACAACCCUAAGUGUGCGUCAGCGUUGCUCUGGGCCCAGCAGCAAGUCAAGAAGAGACCGGAGCCAGACAAGGUUCUGUUCUGGAGGAUAUUCGUGAGUUCGUUUGGCCUCUUGUGA